AUGCCCCGUAGCGGUCUAAGUGUAGAGAUCGACGAGCGCUCCCCGCUCAUUCGAGCCGUCAACACGGCGCGCAACAGCGACAUCGAAGGGCGGCCGCUAGUGGAGGAAGAGGAGGACGAGUCUUCUUCCCCGGGAUCCGAGCGCGAAGAGCGAUACCUCAACGGUAAUGGACCACCCUCCGAAAUCAUCGGUCUUGAUGACUCGACGUUGGAGAGCAAAAGCGCCUUGUACCUGAUCCUGCUCACCCUGUCUAUUGGCGGACUUCAGAUUGUCUGGUCAGUUGAACUUUCCAAUGGAUCGCCUUAUUUGCUGUCGCUCGGAAUGAGCAAGGCUCUUCUUGCCUUCGUCUGGCUUGCAGGGCCUUUGACCGGCACUCUUGUGCAGCCGUACGUCGGGAUCCGGAGUGACCGGUGUCGCGUGUCGUGGGGAAAGCGGAAACCAUUCAUGAUCGCUGGCACUUUGGGAACGGUCGCAUCGUCCAUGAUUCUCGCGUAUGCACGAGAUAUCAUCCGAGUGAUUGGCCGUCUCGGGGUCGAUGCGCCGUAUGGUGGCGGUUACCAGACGGCGACCAUCAUCCUGGCCACCAUCAUGAUGUGGUGUCUAGAUUUCUCCAUCAACACAGUCCAAGCGUCAAUCCGCGCGUUCAUCGUCGAUAAUGCGCCAUCUCAUCAACAAGAAUCGGCGAAUGCGUGGGCGUCUCGGAUGACGGGGGUUGGAAAUGUCCUCGGCUAUGUAUUUGGAUAUCUCAACCUCCCUCGAUACUUCUAUUUCUUUGGAAACACGCAAUUCAAGGUACUCGUUGUCAUUGCAUCGAUUGCACUGAGCACGACAGUGCUCAUCAGUAUACUCACGAUCAAAGAACGAAACCCGCAACUGGAACCACCUUCUAGAGCGGAUGAUGGUGGCGGGUUGGUGGCGUUCUUCAAGCAGGUCUUUGUCUCCAUCAAACGACUACCCCCCGAGAUUCGGCAGGUUUGCGAAAUCCAAUUCUUCCACUGGAUCGGCUGGUUCCCCUUCCUCUUCUACAUCACCACCUACAUCGGUCAACUGUAUGUUGAUCCGUACCUCACCCCAGGUCUCUCGGACGACGAGGUGGAAAAGCUUUGGGGCAAGGCCACCCGCAUCGGGACCUUUGCACUUCUAAUAUAUGCGAUCAUCUCAUUCAGCUGCAACAUCAUUUUGCCUUUCCUGGUUGUGCCGACCUGCCGAGCGCAGCCUGUGGAAGAAGUGGAGGAUUUCGACCGUCCCAUCACGCCUCCUUCUCGACCCGACAUGAGACCCCGGAGCUAUUCAUGGGGCCAGCAUGCCUACAGUGGAUCGCAGAGCACGCUUACCUUUCCGCCCUCGCCUGAAGAAUCUCGAGUGCGCCGGGCUAUGGGCCAAGAACAUCCGACGUCCACUGAGAAAUGUAUGACCCGGCUCCAAAUCCCCGGAUUCACACUUCGACGGGCAUGGUUGAUGUCCCAACUGUUGUUUUCGUUCUGUACCUUUAGCACCUUUUUCAUCACCACCCCUCUGGCGGCGACUAUCAUGACGGCCCUGGUCGGCAUAUCCUGGUCGCUGACCCUCUGGGCUCCUUUUGCUUUGAUCUCCGCCGAGAUCUCCCAGCGCGACGAAACCCGACGCAAGAAACAGAGACAGCGUCUCAUCAACGGGGACGGAGACCUGGGCGAAGACGACAUGAAAUAUGAGGAAGAAGAUCAAGCGGGUGUCAUUCUGGGACUACACAAUGUUGCCAUUAGUGCGCCCCAGAUUCUGGCGACCUUGAUCAGCAGCGUCGUGUUCAAGUUGCUCCAGAAGCCGAGGAACGAACCCGGGGAUGUCAGUGUCGGCUGGACAUUGAGGAUUGGCGGAGCGGCCACCCUGAUAGCGGCGUUCAUCACCUGGCGGAUGAAGGAACCCGGUGACGAGCGCGAUGUGGAAUGA
This is a messenger RNA of Capronia coronata CBS 617.96, 1926 nucleotides long. RefSeq lists its product as uncharacterized. Gene Ontology annotation, molecular function: sucrose:proton symporter activity. The record is from RefSeq and is a predicted model, not a curated record. Gene Ontology annotation, cellular component: membrane. The transcript is spliced from 2 exons. NCBI's taxonomy places the organism in Eukaryota, Fungi, Ascomycota, Eurotiomycetes, Chaetothyriales, Herpotrichiellaceae. Bases 1 to 1926 code for a protein of 641 amino acids.